Molecule: messenger RNA, 1302 nt
Organism: Acanthochromis polyacanthus (spiny chromis)
Lineage: Eukaryota; Metazoa; Chordata; Actinopteri; Pomacentridae
Product: proteolipid protein 2
Exons: 4
Coding region: 623-1078 (151 amino acids)
Cellular component (GO): membrane
Source: RefSeq, a predicted model, not a curated record
GUGCCUAGACCCUUGUGCCUUCAAAACAUGGGUCUAGCGCGGCUAGGCUAGGAGGAAGCUGGAGUAUCUGGAAAAAACCCACGCAUGCACAGGGAGAACAUGUAAACUCCAGGGAAGGCCAGGACAUGAACUGGGGAUCUUGUAGCUGCAAGGCGAAAGUGCUAACCACCAUUCCACUGUGCAGCAAGAAAAAGGAAACGUGAAAGUAUAUUUAAAUGACAACCUUUUGUAGUCUUCAUGGCUAAAAAUGCCUUAUGUAAUUUCACUAUGAAUUCAACAGUGAAAAACUGAAAUCUCCAAUAAUUUCUUGUUCUUGCACAAAAUUUAUUGACAUUGCAGCCAUUUAUUUAUUUCUCUUGGUGCGAUAAAGCAGGACACAUUCUGUCCAUAUCAGAUGUCUUACAGAAAAAAGACUAUUCUAGAAUUGUGAGUAUGUUUUUCAGUUGGAGACAGAGCAUUUUUUUCUGUAUGUGUUUUGAAAAAAAGACGUGCAAAGUAGCUGCCAGUGUGAAAGUGUUGCAUAUAUUUUACUAACAGUCAUUUCCUAUACAGCUCAAAGGAAAUUACAUGUUUCAGGAAGCAGAGCGAGUGAGCUGUCUUUUGAAAACAAAAUCGCACAAACAUGUCAGAGAAUCAAGAGAAUGAAAGAAGAAUCGUGGAUGUGGACAGUGCUUUCCUCAAAUCCAGGAGGGGAAUUGUGAAGUUAGCAGAGAUGGGGACUCUGCUGGUGGCAUUCGUGUGCUUCACUGUAGGAUCUGUACCAAAGUUCACUGCAGCCACACUGUUGGAGUUUAUGAUCACCUCUUUUCUUCUGCUGUUCUACGUGCUCAAACUCAACAAGAGGCUGACUUUCUUCUUUUGGCCUCUCGUUGACGUUUUCAAUUCAAUCUUUGCAGCAGCCUACUUUAUUGUCUUGAGCUUGAUGGCUUUGGCCACAUACAGGGUUGCAGGAACGCUGGUUGGAGGGAUCGUGUGUCUCAUAUCUGCUGGGCUGCUGUGUGUGGACAGUUUCACACUUUUCAGGAACAUCACAUUCAACAAGCCAAGAACUGAAAUCCAGAGUCAAGGGAAUGAAUGAAUAAACGAAUUACAGUAUAAUGAAAAAUGCUUUAUGAGAGAAUUCACAAGCUGAAAUCCCACAACACUGAUAAUAUACACAGACAUACAUAGUGUAUAUAUAUAUGUACAUAUAUACAGAGUGAAGACCUCGAAUCUGAUUGGACGCCUCCUAUUCAGUCCCAUGUAUGAACAAAUGCCUCUAAGUUGCUUUGUUUUCUAAAAUAAAUCUAGUUUCAGUCCUAA